AUGGGGUCUCUCCCCGCAGCAGCGAACUGGACGGACCGCGCCAGCACCGCGGGCGCGGACCCCGGGAACCUGAGCGCUGCGCUCGCGGCAGGGGUCGCCCCUGGGGUGGCUGAGCCUGAGUGGCUGCACCUGCUAGUCCAAGCAGGCAACCUCUCGGCCUCCGCCUCUGCUCUGGGACUGCCCGCGGCCUCCCCGGCGCCUUCGCAGCCCCGGGCCAAUCUCACCAACCAGUUCGUGCAGCCAUCCUGGCGCAUCGCGCUCUGGUCCCUAGCAUACGGCGUGGUGGUGGCGGUGGCGGUGUUCGGGAAUCUCAUUGUCAUCUGGAUCAUCCUGGCCCACAAACGAAUGAGGACCGUUACCAACUACUUCCUCGUGAACCUGGCUUUCUCCGACGCCUCUAUGGCUGCCUUCAACACCUUGGUCAACUUCAUCUAUGCGCUGCACAGCGAGUGGUACUUCGGCGCCAACUAUUGUCGCUUCCAGAACUUCUUUCCCAUCACAGCGGUGUUCGCCAGCAUCUACUCUAUGACGGCCAUCGCGGUGGACAGGUAUAUGGCCAUUAUUGAUCCCUUGAAACCCAGACUGUCUGCCACAGCAACCAAGAUCGUCAUUGGAAGUAUUUGGAUUCUAGCAUUUCUACUUGCCUUCCCUCAGUGUCUUUACUCCAAAAUUAAAGUCAUGCCAGGUCGAACUCUUUGCUACGUGCAAUGGCCAGAGGGUCCUAAACAACAUUUCACUUACCAUAUUACUGUCAUUAUACUGGUGUACUGUUUCCCACUGCUGGUCAUGGGCGUCACUUACACCAUUGUUGGAAUUACUCUUUGGGGAGGAGAGAUCCCAGGAGACACCUGUGACAAGUACCAUGAGCAACUAAAGGCUAAAAGAAAGGUUGUAAAAAUGAUGAUAAUUGUCGUGGUGACCUUUGCCAUCUGCUGGCUGCCUUAUCAUAUUUACUUCAUCCUCACAGCGAUCUAUCAACAACUGAAUAGAUGGAAAUACAUCCAGCAGGUCUACCUGGCUAGCUUUUGGCUGGCAAUGAGCUCAACCAUGUACAACCCCAUCAUCUACUGCUGUUUGAAUAAAAGAUUUCGAGCUGGCUUCAAGAGAGCAUUUCGCUGGUGUCCUUUCAUUGAAGUUUCUAGCUAUGAUGAGCUGGAACUCAAGACCACCAGGUUUCACCCGACUCGGCAAAGCAGCCUGUACACAGUAACCAGGAUGGAGUCCAUGACAGUGGUGUUUGAGCCCAGCGAUGGGGACAACACCAAAUCCAGUCGGAAGAAGAGAGCGACCCCAAGAGACCCAAGCUUCAGUGGCUGCCCCCGCAGGAAUUCCAAAUCUGCCUCCACUACUUCAAGCUUCAUAAAUUCACCCUAUACCUCCGUGGAUGAAUAUUCCUAA
Molecule: messenger RNA, 1398 nt
Organism: Suricata suricatta (meerkat)
Lineage: Eukaryota; Metazoa; Chordata; Mammalia; Carnivora; Herpestidae
Gene: TACR3
Product: tachykinin receptor 3
Exons: 5
Coding region: 1-1398 (465 amino acids)
Biological process (GO): positive regulation of flagellated sperm motility; G protein-coupled receptor signaling pathway
Cellular component (GO): sperm midpiece; plasma membrane
Molecular function (GO): tachykinin receptor activity
Source: RefSeq, a predicted model, not a curated record